Xenopus tropicalis (tropical clawed frog) is the source of this 4347-nucleotide messenger RNA. It is a transcript of the gene lrpprc, whose product is annotated as leucine rich pentatricopeptide repeat containing. Gene Ontology annotation, biological process: regulation of gene expression; negative regulation of mitochondrial RNA catabolic process. Lineage: Eukaryota; Metazoa; Chordata; Amphibia; Anura; Pipidae. Gene Ontology annotation, molecular function: RNA binding. The record is from RefSeq and is marked provisional. Gene Ontology annotation, cellular component: mitochondrion; nucleus.
CUGUCCUUGGCCGGCGUGCGCUGUACGAACAUCAUGUCUGCGCUUCUGGCUGGAGCUCGCUUCCUCCUGCGCCCCGGUCUGCGGGCUCUCCCGGCUCCCUGCGUGCGGCUCAGCCCAGGGCAAGGCAGAUACCUGAACAAUACACCAGGCCACUUUGCAAUAGCUGCUCAACAGAAGGGACACAUCCAUGAGGAACCCGUGUCGGCAGUUCGGGCCAAGCAAGCACAGCAGUUUGAUUGGGCACUCAAUAAAUUAGACAGUUCUGUUAGAAGAACUGGGCGCAUCACAAAAACACUUUUGCAAAAAAUCUUCCAUGAUGUUUGCAGAACAGGUUACCCAAGCAGCAACCAGGCCUUGCUUUUGCUGCGGAGUUGUGGAUCUUUGCUGCCAGAGCUGCAGAUGUCAGAAAGAACAGAAAUGGCACACCGCAUUUGGGAAAAGCUUCAGGAACUGGGUGCUGUUUUUGACGUGAGCCAUUACAAUGCUCUACUAAAAGUCUAUCUGCAAAAUGAACACAAAUUUUCACCUACUGAAUAUCUUGCAAAAAUGGAGGCCGCCAAUGUGCAACCUAAUCGGGUUACUUAUCAGAGGCUAAUUGCUGCCUAUUGCAAUGAAGGUGAUAUAGAAGGAGCAAGCAAAAUAUUAGGUUUUAUGAAGAAUAAGGAUCUACCUAUAACAGAAGCAGUAUUUAAUACUUUGGUUACUGGCCAUGCAAGGGCAGGUGAUAUGGAGAAUGCAAAAAACAUCCUGUCUGUAAUGCGGAGUGCAGGAAUAGAGCCAGGUCCAGAGACUUAUGUUGCUCUCUUAACAGCAUAUGCGGAGAAGGGCGAUAUUAACAACAUCAAACAGACCUUAGAAAAUGUGGAAAAGAAUGAAGGAAGCCUCACUGAUAGAGACUUGAUGCAAGUCAUCUGGAGUCUGGCUAAGGCUGGAUACCCUCAGUAUGUUCAAGACAUUGUGGAGCGCAUGAGAUAUGACAGAGGAUACAUACCAGAUGCAAUGAACCUCUGUUUGAGUCUUAUGACCCAGGGUUUUGAAGAUGUAGCUUUCCUUGUGUUGAAAUCAUUUUCGGCUGCCUCACAUGAUUCGCCGAAUGGCGAUUCUCUACACCACGGAAAUUUCUUUUUGCGUCACUGUGUCAAUUUGGACAAGCCAGCAAACAAAGUAAAGCAGUUCUGUGAUGGCUUAAAAGAAGAAAAUUUGCAUUCUGCACCUCUGCAGUUUGCUUUGUACUGUUCUUUGGAUGCCAAGAAAGCAGAUUUAGCUCUUGAGCUCAUGAAGAUGAUGAAACAAGAAGGAAUGCCUGUCAGGCCACACUACUGCUGGCCUCUCCUGAUCAGCUUCCAAAAAGAAAAAAAUGCAGAAGGUACCAUAAAAGUAAUUAAAGCGCUUUCGGAAAUAGGCGUGGAACUAGAUGUUGAGACGUAUUCCAACUAUGUCCUCAGUGUGUUCAAUGAUGUAAAGUCUGCUCGUGCACAGUUGCAGGAACAUGGUUGUACAGUUGAUUCCAGUUGGUUUAACUUGGCGGAGCUGAGACAUGAUGCAGUUUCUGGAAACUUGGAGGAAGUGUAUUCUCUCUUAUCCUCACCAAGCUUUCCUUCUGUGGAUCUGGGUCACUUUAGAGGCAGUCUCAUAACUGCAUUUAAAAGGUCAAAUAAUGUAGAUCUGAAAGCUAAGAUAACAGAGCUGCUGUACAAGGACGGGCGCUACUGCCAGGCAGCUUCCGGACCAAAUGAAGCUGUUGGCUAUUUUCUUUAUAACCUGAUUGACAGCAUGAGCGACGCAGAAGUACAGGCCAAGGAGGAGCAUCUGAGACAAUACUUCCAUCAGCUAAAGAACGCGAACAUAGUAAUCUCCGCAAACAUAUACAGGGGUAUCCGUAACUUGCUGGACUCCAGUCACGUUCCGGAACUGAUUAAGGAUGUUAUAGUGUUGGUUGAUUCUCAGGAAACAUUAACCUCAUCAGAUAUUGCAAAGUCAGCAGAGUUAAAGGCUUCCACUUUAGAAGAAGAGAUUGAGACCCUUAAAGCUGAGAACAAGCCUUUUGGGGAUGUCCUAAAGCAGCUUGUGAUGAUACAUUGCUCCGAAGAGAAUAUGCAAAAAGCCCUAGAAGUAAAGGCCAAAUAUGAACAAGAAAAUUUGGCCAUUGGAACGUAUGCAGCUCUAAUUCAACUGUGCUGCCGCCAUGAUAAUCCAGAUGAGGCACUAAACCUUAAACAAGAGCUGAACCGUAAAGAUUCCUCUGCUGUUCUCGAUACCAGCAAGUACCUGGCCCUUGUCAAGGUCUUUGGAAAGAACGGCCGGAUAGCAGAUGCUAUUAACGUUCUAAAGGAGAUGAAAGAGAAGGAUGUUCCACUGAAAGAGACAACAACCACAUCCUUCUUCCACAUCCUUAAUGCCGCUGCCUUGAGAGGUGAUGCCGAGACAGUGGAUAAGAUACAUGAGAGCAUCGUGACUCUGGGAUUGGCCAAACCCACGUCUAACCUUUGUUCACCCUUGGUAUCUGUCCACCUGGAGAAGGGAGACUUACCAGCCGCCAUGGAAACACUAUUUACCUGCAGCAAGAAGUACAACUGCAUGCCUCGCUUGCAUGAUGUCCUCUGUAGAUUGGUGGAGAAAGGGGAUACUGAUCUGCUGCAAAAAGCAAUGGACCAUAUAAGCCAGGAGAGGGGAGAGAUGGCAAUGCUCUAUGACCUGCUCUUUGCGUUUCUUCACACUGGAAAGUACAAAGAAGCCAGGAAGAUCAUCGAGACUCCAGGGUUGAGAGCUCGUCCUGGAAGGUUGCAGUGGUUUGCUGAGAAAUGCAUUGCAACAAAUCAGAUGGAAGCUUUGGAAAAUUUGGUAGAUAUGACCCAGAAGCUGUUUGAGUGUGACAGAGAUGACAUGUACUACUAUCUUCUAAAGCUCUGCAAGGAAAAUGAUGACUGGAAGAAAGCUGAUUCUGCGUGGACCAAAAUUCAAGAAGAAAAUGUGAUCCCUCGAGAGAGAACAUUGAGGCUGUUGGCAGAUAUUUUCAGGAGAAAUGGACAAGAAGUCCCAUUUGAUGUACCAGAGACUUGGUACAAAGAUGCAGCUGAAUCAAAAGUCCUAGCAUCUUCCAGUGCUCCCAGUUCUCCAGAAUCAUCCUUCCAGAAGAGAGUUCAAAUUCUCAGUAAAAAGAACAGAGCCAAAGAUGCCUACGAAGCGUUCAUGGAAGGCGAGAAUAACGGCACCGCCAUGAGUGCAUCCGCGUAUUCCAGCCUCAUUCGGUCAAUGCUUUCAGAAGGGAUGCUGGAAGAGGCCAAAAAAGUCUUAAAUACCGCCGAGAACCACAUCAAGGGCUUCACGCUGAACGAUGCUGCCAGCAGCCUCCUCAUCAUCACGCAAGUUAGGCGGGAUUAUUUGAAAGAUGCAUUGGCCUCUCUGAAAGCAAUGCUUGAAGGUGACAAGGUGCCCACACAGCUGGCAGUCACCCGUCUCGUCCAGGCUCUGGCUUUGAAAGGGGAUCUGGAAGGGAUUGAAGUGGUCGAGAACAUGAUGCGGAAUAUUGGCUCCUCCAUUCGCCUGUCGCAAAUGCUUUUUAUCAACAAUAAAAUGUUGGCUCACUUGAAAAGGGGUAAAACGGAAGAGGCAAUCGAGCUUAUAGAGCCCUUAUAUACAGGAACAGAUUCCCAGGUCACCAGUAUUUCCUAUGUGUUCCGGAAGGCAAUGGAAGAAAAGAUGGAGUCGGCCCUAGAGAAAUUGAGUGGCAUGGCGGAGAGAUUGGCCAAUCAGUUUGCUGUGUACAGACCCGUUACAGACCUUUUCCUGCAGUACAUCCAAGUUGGAAGAAAGGACGAUGCCCGUUUUCUCUUGCAGAGGUGCGGUUCUAUAGCCGAGCAAACCCCUGUCCUAGUAUCUUUCAUCUCAAGAUCUGCACAGAUACCAGGCCAGGCGCAGCUGAUCAAAGAUCUGCUAGAACUGAUCCCUGAAUUCUCAGAGAGGGAAACAGCCUACUCCUACCUUAUGAAAUGUUACGCGACAGACAAAGAUGCGACUGCAGCGACCGCUUUAUACGAGAAGAUGAAAAGCGAAAGUGUGAGUCCGGACGAGUUGUUCCUGAAACGCUUGGCAGUCCUUCUGAGGGAAGCGGGAGAGCCGGUCCCUUUCAGCGAGCCUCCUGAAAGCUUUAAAUUCUACGCAGACAAAUUAAAGAAAGACAAGGCAGACUCCUACGAUGAUGAACAUUAGCUCUCGUUUUUUUUAAUUUCUGUAACACUUACAAAUUAUUUUUUUUUUAUAUGUAUUUUGUUGCUGCUGGGAAGUGUUAUAAAUCUGACCUGCAAGGGAUAUUUAAUGUGGGUGGGGAAUAAAACAAAAAACAAAGUG